UGAGAAUGAGCACCAGAAACUCAUCGUGUGGCGUUCUCGGAAAAUUCAGAGGAGCUCAUUGCUGUAUUUUGGACAUCAUAGGCCACGAGUGAAUAUCAUAAAGAGUUAAACUAAACUAAACUAACAGAACAGACUACACUGACUGAUUUCUCUCCAAGUUUACAUGAAAACUGACAAGGGAAUGCUGGUCAUUCUGUUUGCAGCAACAAUGCUCUUUGCGCAGGACCUCGCCGUGGCCGAGCCGAGGACAAAAUGUUCAUCCAGGUGUGAUGUGAGUAAAUGUCCGAGCCCGAGCUGUCCGAGCGGGUAUGUGCCCGACCACUGCAACUGCUGUCUUGUUUGCAGCCUGGGCGAGGGCACAUCGUGCGGUCGGAAGGAUGAUGCUCCGUGUGGCGACGGGCUAGAAUGUAAAUUUCCAGCCGGUAAGCGACUUUCACAAGGCGUUUGCCAGUGUAAGACAACUCAUAGAGUGUGUGGCAGCGAUGGAAAGACCUACGGUAAUGUGUGCAAGAUGAGGGCAGCCGCGCGUAAAGCUCAACAGCGAGGGCUCUCCGUGAUUACCCAAACGCACAAGGGUUCAUGCGCAUCAUCAAGCUCAGAUAUGGGCAUAUACAGUAUUCAGAGGAAACUCUGCUGGAUAGCGGCUACCAAAAAAACUAACUGUCCUGCACAUCUGAACAGCCCAAGGUAUAAGUUUAACUUCAUCGCUGAUGUUGUGGAGAAGAUUGCCCCUGCUGUGGUACACGUCGAGCUCUUCCUCAACCAUCCGCUCUUUGGCCGCCAUGUACCUUUGUCAAGCGGUUCUGGAUUCAUAAUGACUCAGGCAGGUCUGAUUGUGACCAAUGCUCAUGUAGUAUUUACUAGUAGUGCAACAGUAACGGGCCGCCAGCAUCUACGAGUGCAGCUACACGAUGGCCAGACGUAUGACGCCUCCAUCAGAGACAUCGACAAGAAGUCUGACAUUGCCACUAUCAAAAUUAAUCCAAAGAAAAAAUUACCAGUGUUAUCACUGGGUCAGUCUGCUGACCUGAGGCCUGGUGAGUUUGUGGUUGCAAUUGGCAGUCCAUUCGCUCUUCAGAACACAGUCACAACAGGCAUCGUCAGCACAACACAGAGAGAUGGAAAAGAGCUCGGCAUCCACGACUCUGACAUGGACUACAUCCAGACCGAUGCUAUCAUCAAUUAUGGAAACUCAGGAGGUCCACUUGUCAAUCUGGAUGGUGAGGUGAUCGGAAUAAACACACUAAAAGUUACUGCAGGAAUUUCAUUUGCCAUUCCAUCCGACCGAAUCAAUAAGUUCCUUGAUGAAUCCAAUGAUAAACAGCAGAAAGUCAAACAAAGAGUAGUCAGGACAAACUUCACGCAGUCUCAAGCUGUGAAGACUGCCUCAGAUAUAAAAGGCCCCAAGAAAAGGUUUAUUGGAAUCAAAAUGGUCACUUUAACAGAAAACAUUGCCCAGGAGUUAAAAUGGCACAAUCCAGACUUUCCAGGUAUCGGCAAAGGAAUUCUUGUCCAUGAAGUUGUCCCGGAUUCCCCAGCUCAGAAGGGUGGGCUUGAAACAGGUGAUAUUAUAGUGAAGCUAAACGGCCAUCCAUUGGUCAACACUGGAGAACUACAGGAGGCGAUUCAGGAAGACACGCCCCUCCUUCUGGAAGUUCGGCGUGGUAAUGAUGAUCUACUAUUUAACAUUGAACCUCGUAUCCUUAUGCAGUGACAAUGGAAAAGAUGUGGAACCAGAGGGAUCUGAAGAACAAGAUCAAGUGGAGCAGAUUGGUAGAGACUGAUGUGUUCUUGAGUUUCUACUGCUGGAUGAAAAUGUGAAGAAAGUAAAGCACAAUUAACAAUCUGGGCUUCAAAGGACAAAUGCAAUAAAAACAAUUGAGUAUGCGCACUGGAUUCAAUUAAUGUCAUUCUAACUCCAAAGUAAUACAGUGUCUUUCUGUAUGGAUUGUCUUGGUCUUCACAAUAAAGAUCAAUUAUUAUUUAGAAAUAAAAAGAGGAAUUUUUCCAAUUACCG
Pimephales promelas (fathead minnow) is the source of this 2017-nucleotide messenger RNA. Lineage: Eukaryota; Metazoa; Chordata; Actinopteri; Cypriniformes; Leuciscidae. The record is from RefSeq and is a predicted model, not a curated record.